AUGGGAGUCAUAAUGUCGAAAAUUAUCGACUUGUUCGGCAAGAAGGAGUGCCGCAUCCUGAUGGUCGGGCUAGAUGCAGCCGGCAAAACCACCAUUUUGUACAAGCUCAAACUCGGUGAAAUCGUGACCACGAUCCCGACCAUCGGCUUCAACGUCGAAACGCUCGAGUACAAAAACAUCACCUUCACGGUGUGGGACAUCGGCGGCCAGUACAAGAUCCGCGCGUUGUGGAAACACUACUACACAGGCACGCAGGCGCUGAUCUACGUGAUCGACUGCAACGAUCGCGACCGCAUCGAGGACGCGAAGACCGAGCUGCACCGGCUGCUGCAGGACGAGGAGUUGCGCGACGUGUGCGUGCUGAUCUACGCGAACAAGCAAGAUUUGGAUAACGCGAUCCGCCCGAACGAGCUUGCGGAGAUUUUGGAGCUUUCAAAAAUCAAGCAGAAGAACUGGCAGGUGCAGUCGGCUUCCGCGCGCACGGGGGACGGGUUGGUCGAAGGGCUCGAAUAUAUCGCGCGCGUGUUGCAGCGCUAG
Molecule: messenger RNA, 537 nt
Organism: Dermatophagoides pteronyssinus (European house dust mite)
Lineage: Eukaryota; Metazoa; Arthropoda; Arachnida; Sarcoptiformes; Pyroglyphidae
Product: ADP-ribosylation factor 6-like
Source: RefSeq, a predicted model, not a curated record